Molecule: messenger RNA, 1419 nt
Organism: Apiotrichum porosum
Lineage: Eukaryota; Fungi; Basidiomycota; Tremellomycetes; Trichosporonales; Trichosporonaceae
Exons: 7
Coding region: 1-1419 (472 amino acids)
Source: RefSeq, a predicted model, not a curated record
AUGCUUGGCCGCGGUCUCUCCUCGCUGUCGACCUGGGCGGGCGUCCUUUGGGUCGGCUCGCUCUGUCUCCUCGCAACCACAGUUGACGCGGCCGACUUCAACUUUUGGGUCGAUCCAGACAGCGUCACGGAAUGUGGCCAGGCGCAGUUCAUGUGGCACGGCGGUACCGCGCCCUACGAGCUGACAAUCUACUCCGUACUCGGCUCCGCCCAGAGGCUCAACAUCACGCGUGCAGAGGUAGCAAAGGACGAGGGCCUCCGCAGGUCGUGGGCUGUGGACUUGACGUACCGUGAGGACGACGUGGUCGUGUUUGUCAUGUCGGACUCGAGCGGCUUCGCGACUGGCGGCGCGUCGGAAAAGUUUGUUGUCGGUCCGCGUGGAUCCAACAUCACAGCCUCGUGCAACGCUGCUCUCCCGGCCGGCACCACCUCCUCGCAGGCCAACGGUUCUUUCGCCUUCCAGAUUGGGCCAUCGGACGACAACCUGGUUCAAUGUGCCUAUACCAACUUUUCGUGGGUCGCCAACUCUGGACAGACCGUGACCACCCCCAUCACAUUCGAAGGUGUGAUCCCCAACGGCGACGUGGUCCAGUUCCAGACAAACGACACAGCCUCCUGGGCCAUGCUUCAGAUGGACAUUGCCCAGGGAACCGACAUGUUGUUUGCCGCGUGGGACUCGAACACGCCCGACUCGCGUUCGGGAGGCGUGUCCACCAUCCAGACGAUUGUCAGCGGCUCCACGACCUGCAUGACCUCCGGCUCGCCAUCGUCUUCUGCCCACAGCGGCGGUGCCAUUGUACUCAACGCCUUGAGUCCAGCGGAGUAUGCUCGCAUUCCACACAAGAAACGUCUGAGCACUGGAGCGAUCAUCGGCAUUGCUGUGGGAUGCGCCGUCGCCGCGCUCGCAGUCAUUGGCGCCCUUAUCUUGUUUUGCUGCCGACGCCGCACCAGCGGGCUGGCAAAGAACCGCAGGAACCCCGGCGCCGACGGCUUCCAGGGCGAGCCCUCGACCCCACUGGUGCGCGUUCAGGAGUUCGUCUACAACCCGCGAGACGGCGGCAGCAGUGGCAACCGCCUUGCCGGCGGGUUGGGUCCGGUCGCUGCACACCAGUACCAGCGUCUUGGUGACGAGGAGAAGGACGAAGAUCCGCAGGAGCGCCUCCUUGUUGAGCCCACCUAUUCGGACACUGCGCUCUCGCCUCGCGGUGAGGCCGACCUGGGCGACAUUUCCAGUGCCCAUGCCCUUUCUGGCGCGGAGUCUCGCCGCCAGCGUCCCGUGUCGACCGGCAGCUUUGUCCCACAAUCCUCCCCCACCGACACCACGUCCUCGACUGCCCACUCGACUGUAGCCAACUACACCGUCGGACAGGCAACUGUUGGCACAGCCGCCAAGGCCGAGCUGCGCGAUCCCUCACACUAG